GUUUUGUGUUUUGGAAAGAUCGGAGCACUGUACGUACUAAAGUUCAGGAUGAAUUCUUCCAGAUUGUUUCGUUUCGUUUUACCAUUCGACAGCUGUUUCUACAGACGGAUUGCUGGUAAGUGUUAAAUUUCUUUUCAGGGUUCGUCUAGUUGUACACGACUGCAGCCUAUUAAUCUUAGAAUGUCUUCUCACCCUUCAACCUUUUAAAUCAUUCUUUUCGUUUGAUAGGUAUUGAAGAGUUGUAAGAUCUCAUUUUGCAAAUCAAUUAUUUGUGUCACAGUACUGUGUAAACUGCUCUUUAGGUAGAAGAUCAAUGGUAUCUGGUCCUCUAUCUGGAAUCAGAGUCUUGGACAUGUCCAGGUACGUCUAAGAGGAUAGGACAGAGGUGUCUGGAAGGCUACUCCCAGAUUUGUUCCCAGGAGCUCGCAACCACCUUGCCAGGUCCUCUCUUACCCCAUUCGCCCCUGAACCGCCCGUAACCGCCCGUGCGGAUCCAGAUACUUUCUAUCCUUUGUGACGUCAUCAGUUUUAACGGUCAAGGACAACUUUCUUCGCUAACUUGUGUAGAGUGAAGAGAUCUUUCAAACCAUACCAGAAUGAGCACAAUUCAGUCAAGGACACCGGAGAAAGAAGCAAAAAACCACGUGACAUUGACCUCAAAAUCUCCAUGAAAAUCUUGUUCCAUUGCUCACCUACCUUUCCUUUCACCUAAUCCUAAGAUCCUAAAAGCUUUCCUGAAAACUCUUCCCACCAAAAUGAACCCUACUAAAUGCCCAGCAAGAGAAAAAAAAAAUGAGGCAAGAAAAACGAUAAAAGAAGGGAGGAGAGAAAGCGAAAAGUAACAGUCAAGACUGCUGUGUCACUUUUAAACCCAAAAACUAUCUCGAAAUUUUGCUUUCUGCGCAUGCCCGAACUUCGCAAGCUGAUAUUUUGCAUCUGGAUCAGAAGGCCGCCAAGUGUACGACCUGUAAACCGGUUUGUGGUAAGUUUUAGCUCUUUAUAGCACGACAAAGACCAGAAAACCACUCGACUGGCUUCAAAACGCGUUUUUGGGCAAAAUCUCCAGGAGCGAAUGGGUUAAUUGUCCCGUGGAGUGAGGAGAGACUGAGGAUGAAUACAAGAGGACCUUGGAAUGCAGUUGAGGAGCUCCUGGGUCAACUUCCAGAAACCUCCCCUCCCCCACCCCCAAAGGGGAUCUCCCAUAUUAAAAUGACAGGGAUGCUCAUCAUUAUGCUUAGGCAGGACUGUCAUUAAGUUUUCAAGUUGUUGGGUAAAUACAAAAAAUACAUGUUGGCAGGGAAUCAAACAGUGAAGGAUAUGUUUUGGUUGUAUGAGAUCCGCAGGGACUAUCAUCAGUAAAAAAGACUGAAAUGAAGACAUUAUUUGAAAAUGUAUGACAUUGUACAUGUGUGAUAUUUAGAAAAUUAUAGGUAAAUAGUGCAGAUCUGCUUUAUUCUUAAUGAAGUAGUGAAGUAAUUAAAGAAGGUACCAAGAACACAAUUAUUUAAAAAUAAUAUUAAUGCAGUAACUUUUUUGUCCAUAAAGAGUUCUUGCAGGACCAUUUGCAACAAUGCUUCUUGGUGAUCUAGGGGCAGAAAUUAUUAAAGUUGAAAAUCCAGGUAAUAUACAUGACAUACUAGUCAUUCCAAGUAAUUAUUUCAAUGUGAGUAACACGCUGAUUUAAUUUCCAGAAUAAUUUUUUUAGAGUGAGCAAAAAAUAAAAAGAUGGGAGACUGAGGAGUCGGAGCAAACAAAUGCCAGUUAUUUGCCGCUCUUCACAGGCCAUCAUUCUUUUUUGCUUGCCUUACUUUUUCACCUGUGCUUUGUAAACUGAAUGCCCUGAACAGGUUGUAAAUGUGUAAGAACUGAUAACCGACAAUUGAACCUUUCAAGCAAUCUGAUUGGUAUAUUUAAAUUCAUCAGUUUCAACAUAAAUACUAUUUAAAUGGUGAACUUUAAUACUCUCAAAUGGUCUAAUUCCCCAGGGCAGACCACUGUGCAUUUUGUGACCAGUACAUCAUUUUCCGUCAGAUAUAAGGGGAAGAUAUUGACCUUUUUAAGAACUUCACACCUCCUACAGGGAACUGACAUCUUCAUAUUCACUUAAAUUUACUAAGUAAAUUGUAGAGGUAUGUUUUAGGUAAUGUGAUAGAGGUGUAUUCCAGCCAGAUCAGUGAAAACCACAUGCUAACCAUUAAAUCGCUCACAAUAGCACAUAAUUUACAGUGUACUGGUAGUUUAUAAAAAUGAGUCAGAAUAUCCUUCUUUUUGAUAAUGUGACAAAGUCUAAAGCAUGUUUUGUUUCUUUUGCUGUUAUGUAGAUGGUGGAGAUGACACAAGGUCGUGGGCUCCGCCUUAUUGUGGAAAUGAAAGCACAUAUUUUCUUUCCGUUAAUAGAAAUAAAAAGGUAAUUACUUCCAGCCAGAAAUUUUGACGAUAUUUCUUCAGACUGCAGUCCAAAAUCAGUUUGUUCUUGAAGAGAAAGGAAAGUAAUAUUACGAUUUAAGGUCUAACUGUAUUUUAAUAUUUCCUAUUUUAUAACAACUGUGAAUUUCAGAGUAUUUCCAUUAACAUCAAAGACCCUAAAGGUGCAGAAAUUGUCAAGAAGGUAUGUUGAAACGACUUCAACUUUUAUGAUUACAGUUGAACCUCAAUGGCCACCCUCGGGGUACUGGCAAGUGGCUUCUUUAAGGUUGGCUUCUUACAGAGGUUUGUCUUACAUUAGCGUAAUCUUUAGCAGAAACAUCACUUUAUUUUGAAACAAACAUGCGAUGGGAGCAGUAUUACUGGUCCACAAUCAGGCAUCACUUUUUAGUUCAGACUUUAUUUUCCUUCAUCGCAUUUUUGACAUUAACCCAAACUAAGAGGGCUUGAUGACCACUUCACAGUGGUGAUAACAAUAAUGAGAACUCUAAUUGGGAACCAGGGGCACCCAAUGACGGUUUCCUUCUAAAUACAUUGAACCAUUUUUAGGCUAUCCAGAGUGCUUAUAGAUAUCUAGAAAUGCAUUCUAAGCGGUACUUGUUUAGCCAUCCUAGGGGAACUUAGUCUUUCGAAAUUACAAGGUCGUCAGCAUUAUUUUCCCAAACAUUAAUUAGAUACAAAUAUUUAAUUUACUACAAAAGUGAGAAUUUUUCUAAUUCCCCAGUCCAUCACAUUUUUGUACCUGAAAAUUUCAAGUUUCCUUUUUUCUACAAGAAAUAGCCUAACCUGAGGAGUGAAAUGUGUAAACUUAAACUUCUGAGAAUCGUAGGGAAUUUAUUAGAUUAGCUUCUAAAAAUUAUUGCAGGGUCCGAAAUUAACUUUUUAAUACGGGCGCCAACUGGCGAUCAAGUAUAAAUUUUUGGUUGCCAGAGGGCAAAUUGUGGUCGCCAAAAAUUCCCCCUCCCUUUUUACAAAUAAAAGUUUAAACACGAAUAGCAAAUACCUUCGAGGUUUCAAUUCUUAAUCAGUUUCUCCGAACGUUAAAGUCCACAUUAACAACCAGCUUUACAAGUCGCUAGCUGGCGACCAGCUAUGAAAUUUUGGUCGCCAGGACUAAGUUUUUAGUCGCAUUGGCGACCAGGAAGGCACAAUUUCGGACCCUGAAUUGUACGUAAAUUCUAUCUAGUAUUUAAAUUGCCGGUGGGGGGAAGCUUGUUGGCUUCUCAAAGAUUUCCCUGCCUCAGUCACUCCUUCCCAGCUGUAUGCUAAUAAUUUAAUGUUACUUUAUAACUAUUUAUUAUGUUUUUUAUUCUACUUGUUGUAAUUUAUUUUGUGUGGCAAAAUAAUAAAAUAAAUAAAUAAAUAAAUAAAUAAAUAAAUCAUCUGGAAAUAUUUAGCCAUUCUCAAAUAAUAGAAAAUUCUAGGAAAUAUUUGCCUCUCCAAACAGUUAUUUAACAGAAAAUAUUUAUUGUGUGUCCUAAUGCGGUGUAAGCCAAUAGGUGGCUGCAGCCACUUGAUAGAGGUUUCAUUUACAACAAUAAAAUUAUUAUUGGUCACUUUGAUUACUGGCUGCUUAAUAGAGGGUUGAUAACAAAUGAGAAUUUGAAUUUUGAUCUUAGGACUUAAAUGGUUUUGCUUGUACCUUAUUUACGUUUUUUUUUUAUUCAACAGCUAGCUCAGAAAUGUGAUGUUUUAGUAGAAAACUACCUUCCAGGAAAACUAGACAAGUUUGGCUUAGGAUAUGACAAUCUAAAAACAUCUGUUCCAUCCCUGAUAUAUUGCUCUGUUACUGGAUAUGGCACAGGGGGACCUUAUGAACAGCAACCUGGAUACGAUGUGGUGGUUUCAGGGAUAGGCGGACUAAUACACAUAACAGGCCCUGAGGUACAUAGAACUGGGACAUUUUAAGAACACAGGGUCCUAUCUCUUCCACGACGGAGGAACAGAAAGGAGCCUGGGAACAAGGUUGUCAUGUAGAACCAACCUGAAGUUCAGGAAGUAAGAACAAAGUGUGCACGUGUGUGUGCGUGUGUUGAGGAGGGGGGGGGAUGGUGUAGAGAGCCGAAAAACAGAAAAACUGAAAUUCAAAAUUAUAACGUGAGGAAGUGCGAAGAAAGAGUUGCUUCACUUUGUCAUAAUGAUAUUAAGAAUAAGAAAAAACCAAAGAUUCAUUUCACUGGAUUGAAAAACGUAUUAUACAGAAGCUUUGGACUUCAUCCCGGGAUCUUUAAAAGAAAACCUACAUAUUUUUAAACGAACAUAAAUCUGCAAAGAUUAUUGUACUUCCGAAAAACUGGUGAUGUCGUCUUUUAUGUCUAGCAAAGGUAAUUUUUGUGUUGUGAAAUCGGUUUUACAGAUUUAUGUUCACUUGGUAUAAUUGUUUUUCUGAUCAGAUCUUUCGUAGAUCCUAUGUGCUGCAGUAUAUUGGUGUGCACUGGGUCCUUUGAAAUAGCUUGAAAGUAGCCAAAGUGGCAAAUUUCAUGAUGUGCUUAAAUCCUACAAUCCACUUUAUCAACUUUAAUUAAAAAACUAGGAAUUGACUGAAACACUUGUUACACUUGCAGGAUGGAAAUCCAUGUAAGGUUGGCAUCGCAGUAACAGACCUCACAACUGGAUUACACGCACAAGGAGCCAUCAUGGCAGCAUUAAUACAAAGACAAAAAACAGGACGGGGUCAGAAAAUCGACUGUUCACUGCUAGCAUCACAGGUCUUCAUAUCUCUUAAUCCCAUAAAAUGCUAAAAGACACCUAGUCCUGAAAAUUUGCCAGAAAAUUAAAGGCUUACAGCAAAUGCAGAUAAUAGCCUAGCCUACGUGUGACUGCACCCUCCCCCCGAUAAAGGAAGAACAGAGGGGGGAGGGUGCGGCUACACGUAUGCUAAGAAUAGCCGCUCAGGGAAAGUAACCACUGGGAUAAGGGGGGGAAAUCGAGGAUGCUCGUCGGAAAAUUAGAAUUAAACCCCUAAAGGAGACCAAUUUGAGCGCGGCUCAGAUUUUAUUUGACCCUUUAGGGAGACGUACUGGGUCUUAGUACUCCAACACAGUAUGACGGCAUUUGUUACUUAUAUUUAGGAAUUUCUUUGCGCACAACCCAACCCAACCCAACCCAAUUUUUAUGGGUUUAAAUCUCUAGCUUCCGUCCGGAACUCCUUAUUAAAGUUACCCUGCUAGCAGAGGCUACAUUUUCGCUGUGUGAGCUGGCGUGUGAAAAGUAGCUUUUGCGUACAACAGCUCACACAGCGAAAAUGUAGCCUCUCUACGCAGGGUAUAUUAAAGUGCGUUUAAAAGAUGCAAUUUCUACCCUCAGCGCAACGACGACUAUCGCCGUCAUUUUCAUGUAAGAGUCCCCACCGCAGGAGUAACCACUACAUGUGCCAAAUAGUUCGACCAAUGUAUUUUUAAGUUUUUUCUUUUUUAUAUGAAAGUGCUGGUAUAACCAGUCUAAAACCUUUGGAAAACAAUGCUAUAUUUAUGGUAAGUGCGAUGUUUUCUUUGACAUCAAUCCUAGGCAACGUGUUAGCUCCAGUCACUUUCUGAUUAGGGGCUGAUGUUCAAAACGUCAUCAUCAUCCGCUCAUCAUCAUCAUCAUCAACGUCAUCAUUGUCGUCAUCAUCAUCAACGUCAUCAUUGUCGUCAUCAUCAUCCUGAUCGUCCUCAUGAUCCUCAUCAUCCUCCGCUCAACGUCACCAUUGUCAUCAUCACUAUCAUCAUCAUCGGCUGUAAUGCCGACAGCUCCAAAACGUUAUCUUAUUUGAAGGCGAGUCAAUUCGCUUAACCAACGCACCGUCGUAGCACCUGAUUGAAUUUUUUAAAAGCUAACCCAUUUCAUAUCCCUAACACCAACGUUUUCUUAAACCUUAUUUUCAGGUCGCUAUGCUGUCUCAUGUAGCAACAAGUUACCUUAAUGCUGGAUUUGAAACAGGGCGUUAUGGUACUGCACAUCAUAGCAUUGUACCAUAUCAGGUAAGAACGUAGGUACGUUUUACGUGCAAACAGUAGCCUUGCUAUCUCAAUUAAUUGCCAAGUAAUCAACAGUAAAGAUGUUGUGUAACACUUUGUGUUGAAUUUAACAACGUUUGUACAAAAAAAAAUUGACCAGCGUUUAGCUCAAUUUUAGACAAAUUGUAACGCAAAUAGCAAUAGCAAAUGCUGUCUUAUAGUGCGGCCAUUAAUUAGUGAUAGGUAACCCCAGUGCGAAUCCUUCACUUCUCUAUCUCUCGCUUCGUUGGCCACUUAUUCUCUGGUCCCAAUAGAGAGUUCGAAUAUACUUUGCUUUCUCUUCGUAGGCUUUUAAAACGAAUGAUGGACACUUCUUAGUUGGUGCUGGCAAUGAUGGUUUCUUUAGAAGACUUUGUGACGUAAGUUGUAUCUUUUUUGUUUGUUUUUCGUGGCAGGAUCACCAAGACUUAUAGUCUGCUACACAGCCGUUUUUAGUGUCGUCACGCAACGCUCCUCCCGGCUGUGUAGCAGACUACAAGACUUAGUACCUUUACUGAAAUAUUUAGCAGGUGCUGAGUAGUGAAGGCAUAGAGGGCUGGUUUUGUUACACAUACAGUAUGGUUAAACAGUACAUUUGUUUAAGACCUUUAAGGAAGAUAGAAAAUAAUUGGAGUUAAACUUGAUCAUUUGGGCAACGUUUUCAAAGUUUAAGUACUGUUUUUGUCAACAACGAUUUUGUUAUUCAUAAGGAGGUCAUGAUGACAUCGACACGUCGGUUUUCUUGCUAUUUUGUAUUUGAUUUGUUUUGUUACUAUUUUCACGCGUUAUUUAGGAAAGAAUCGCUCAGAAAUCAGUGAUUGCCACACAAUUGAACCACAACAUAUAUACAGGCUCUCUGUUUAAAACCACUCAAAUCCGGUUGUGAUUUGGUCGCUGUUUUAGUUAUUAGAUUUAGGCAAUCUGGCAGAUGACCCGCGGUACAGUACAAACGCUGCAAGGGUAGAAAAUCGAAAGGAGCUACUGUUAAUUUUAGAGGAAUGGUGAGUUGCUUAAAGAUGUUUACUUUUAGGCCAUACCAUUUUAUAUACACCCCCUCCACCCCCUGCUUUAACGAUUUACUUUGAAAUUUUCCUGGCUCCGAGAAAAAUGCUCAUUUUCCCCAAAGUACUUAGAAAAAUUGCGCUGAUAGACAUUUAUCCCCUCGAAAAUGUCCUUGGCGUGUCUUAUAGGCUGAGACAUUUUUGCUUUUCUGUUUCUUCCCAUUAAAACAACUGGUCUUGGUACCAGGAAACUCCAUUUUUUUUUAAUACCCCUUAAGAAAAUUUCGUCAACAGUUUCGGGGGCUGUAUAUUAAAUGCAUAAGCCCUUUGUCAACGAUCAAAGGGAGACUUUAGGUGAAGAUACUUGUUAAUCCUUUCCUUAAAAAAAAAAAAAAAAAAACUUCUUGUGAGAGCCUUUUGCUGGAACCCAGAAAAUCUUUUAAGAAGAGCGAAAUUUUAUUUAUAUAUCUUAUACUACUACAUGAGAAAUUUCUGCAAUUUGAUUGGCUGAGAGCAGUGGUAUUUCAGCUUAAUUUGAAAUACCUACAUGUGAAAAUUACAAACCUUUUGAGGGUAGUAGUAUAAACAAAUAAUAGCAUGAUUUGUAUGUGAUAUUUGGCAUAAAUACCACUCGUGAUAUUUCAAAAUAGUCUUCAAAUUUCGUAUAACAAUUUUGAAAUAUCACUCGUGGUAUUUAUGCCAAAUAUCACUACAAAUCAUGCUAUUACCUAUACAAAUACAAUCUCCCUUAUAUAGUUUAUGUUCGCAAAUCGCAGUUACUAGAAGGCGUCGUAAUAUUUGUCAUUUCUCCAAUGCAGUUUUGAGAAAAGAUCCUCAAAGGACUGGGCUGAGGCAUUUGAGGGAUCUGGGAUACCUUGUGGACCUAUUAAUAGCAUAAAACAGGUGUUUGAGGACCCACAGGCAAGUUUUGUUACGUAAUAGAGACCUUUAAGUAGUGCGCACGCGUGAGCCUGCGUCAUUUUGGCGGGAAAACGUGAUAGCCGUUGUCAUUGAAGUGCGGCUUUAUUAAAAUAGAAGUCUUAUCAUUUUGCAAUCGGGAGAGGGCUUAACGAAUAACGUCCUUCAAUAAAAAGAACCGUGCUAAUUAUUCCGGGCCGAGUUGUUCAAAGCUGGGUUAAGGUAACCCAGGGUUAGUGCGAGAUUUAAGUUCAGAUAUGAAAGCUUAAGAAUAAUUUCAGUUUUAAUUCUUUUUGUCUACAAGUUGAUUAUUGGAAGCUUUAAAAAUAACAGAGAAACUUAUCCGAGAGGAUGCUUUUGAACACAAUAAAAUGAAACGCGGGUUAAAUUUAACCUCGGGUUAAGCGCUAAUCGGCCUUCGAACAACUGGGCUGAGAGAAAUGAAGCUUUACGAGGUGUAUAUUUUUUGAGAAUACGCAAAAAAAAAAUGAAGUCAAAUCCAGUCCGCGUAGUCGUUCCCUUCUUCGAAUCUAAAAGUCUGUAAUGAACGCUCUUCGAAUAUUUUACAGGUGAAGUACAAAGGAAUGGUUCAGGAGUUGGAUCACUCGACGGCCGGCAGAAUAAGAGUACCAGGUAGGAUGUAUCGUCUCAAGAUGAUGAUGUCCACUGGGACAUAAGUCACUGGUAACCAGGCUGAAUUCGCGCCACUGUUUUCCAAUAACGUGGGUUCGUUAUUUCCAAGUUACCGCUCCGAGGCUCUUCUCACCACAAAAGCUAGAGGGAGGAGAUGAAAACUGGAAAACGCCGUUUUGCGAACGUAUAAUAGUUAAGAAAAAAGAAAAAAUUGGAUGUUUUGUAGUUCUCAUAACACUUACAAUAGAUUAAAUUUUGUUGUUCAACAAGACAGUGUUACUUGCCGGCUAUAGGCUUAAUAUCUUUUCUUAUAAAAAGAAAUUAUUAAAGCCCUUUCAAGGCCAUAGUUAUUACAUGAAGGUUAGUCUGCGAGCAGCCACACUUAUACUAAGCGCCAACGGUCGCCAAUUUUUUCCCGAACUUACACAAGAGGGCCUGUUCGCGGGAUACUUUAGGUCGUCGAGAAGAUAGUCUGUUAUUCUUGAGACUUUUUCGUUGCCUUUUUGUGUUUUUAUAGGGCCUGCUGUCGAGUAUAACGGACAAACCUGCCAAGGCGUCCCCUCUCCACCUCCCAUCUUAGGUGAACACACGACUGAAGUAUUAACUCAGCUUCUAGAUUACGAUGACGCGGAGAUUUUGAAACUUGAGAACGAUGGAGUUGUCUACUGUUACUAUGAAAAUCCAUUUGAGUGAACUA
Porites lobata is the source of this 9650-nucleotide messenger RNA. NCBI's taxonomy places the organism in Eukaryota, Metazoa, Cnidaria, Anthozoa, Scleractinia, Poritidae. The record is from the annotation of a GenBank genome assembly.